Messenger RNA from Enterobius vermicularis (human pinworm), 1809 nucleotides. Lineage: Eukaryota; Metazoa; Nematoda; Chromadorea; Rhabditida; Oxyuridae. The record is from the annotation of a GenBank genome assembly.
AUGCGCGACGACUCAUCGGAAGAUAGAACUGGUUUGGACUUACAGGAUUUUUCAAAUGAAAGAGUAUUUCACAAGUAUGGAGGUACAGCCAGAAAUGAAGUUGGUGAAACUGAGUCGGUUACGGCUAGGUAUGUUGAUAUUUUGAACGGAAUAUUUGCCAAAGGACGAAAACGAACUGAUGAAUUAAAUUGUAUGGUUGCGGCUAGUGGAGUUGCUGCUCGAUAUGAAAUUACUUCGUUUUCGUCUGGAAGAGACGCUGAAUUCAAACAAAUAGAAAGUUUGAGUUUGGAUGGCGCCAAAGCCUUGUUGCGAUCCACCAUGUUGAAGUUAGAACACAGUGAGAAAGUUGUCAGAACGCAGAAUGAGAAAAUUUUGAGUUUAGAGCAAAGGCUAGCAGUCUCUGAAACCGCUGACAAACAUUACUCGAAUCUUCUAGAUUUACUGGAAAAGGAAAUUAUGCGAUUAUUGGAUGAAUUUGUUUCUAUGGAGCGGAAAAGGAUUGAAAGGUCCACUUAUCUUAUUGAAAUGAAUGAGAAGGUUGAGCGAACUAAUGAAUUGCUUAUGACAGAGAAUAGGAAUCUGCUUACGAGGGUGGAUGACCAGCUUGGUACCAUGCGUAGGUUAGAGAAUGAGUUACAUGUAGCUGAAGUCACUUGUAGGGACAGCAAAAAUGAAAUUAGUGGCCUGAAAGCAAGAUUAAAUGCGAAAGAAAGUGAGAACCAAGAAAUGUCGAGGAAGGUUGCUGACCUUGAACGAGAGAUCCAUGAGAAGAGAGAAGAGAUUCGAAGGUUGACAGAACGUUUAAGAGAGUUUGAGAAUAAUAGAGAAGAAUGUGAAGCGAAGUGCACUAGGCUCGAAAAGGCAGUGGAACAAGAAAGAAAAAGAGCACAGGAGAAUUUGACCGAAAAAGAAAUAGAAUGGAGAAGGAAACUGGAUGUUGAGGUGGAAAGAAAACGCAGGGAAACUGAGCGUCAGUGGGCCACUGUGAUAAAUGAGCAAAAAGAGACGAUGGAUGAACAACGGAACGAAAUAAUCAAAGUUAAACGAGAGAGAGAUGGAUUGGUUGCUAAGCUAUGCGAUUAUACGAAAAAUCUUGAAAAUUAUAAGAAACAAAUAUAUUUGGACGCUCAAGAACGAUUGGCUAGGGGAUGUCAGUUAGCCGUUACCGGAUUUACUGAGAACUUGGAACCUGAUUUUGAAGCUGGUUCAUCACGCCAGUCAGCGAUGGACAGGGUAAAUGAUUUGGUUAGUUCUAGUCGACAGUUACGUCGUCCGCUUGCUCCUUCAGUGAUUUCUGAGAACAUUGAUGGGAAUUGCGCAUCACAGAGGGCUAAGGCGAUGAAAACGGCAGGUUCUGCGAAAGGAGAAGAGGUAAAAGGUAGAACGAGGCCUCCAGGCACAGUGAGCAUUAUUUUAUUGAGUAUAAAUUUUAUAGUUUUUUGUCGGUUUUUCUAUAUGGCAGAUGGUUCUCUCCUUUAUAACAGUAAUUCGUUCGCUACUGUCUGUACAAAAUUGAUGUUUUUUACCGAUUUUAUUGGGUAUGGAUCUGUUAGCAAAACGAGGCCUGUUGUUGAGGAGCAAGGAGUGGGUAUCCUUCAGUUUUAUUGUUCGUCUGAAGGUGAGUCCGGAUAUCAGCUUGCUCAAGUUUUUUUUGUUAUAAUUGGAAGAUCUCCAGUACGGUUUUUGACGAGUGGUUCGCUUGGAUUCUGCGUCAUUCCUGUUGCACAUCGUGUUCCUGUUAUUGGUGCGUUCGCUGGUAUGCAUCCAGCGUAUUGGUUGCUGGUUAUUCAAGCUUGUCAGGAACUUUAA